AUGGACCCUGACCCAAAAAGCUUACAGUUUACAUUAAAAAAAUGGAGAAAGCGAGAGGGGAAACAGAGGCACAAAAAGGGCAAAUAUUCAUAUAUUGGUCCAUGUGGAGGACAAGAUUGUUCGGUUUGCCAGUGCUUUCCUGAAAAGGGAUCAAGAGGUCAGCCUGGUCACCUAGGGGCUCAAGGUCCAAUUGGAUCUUUGGGAUGUACAGGGCCAGAUGGUUUGCAAGGAGAAAAAGGACAGAGAGGUGAGAAUGGGCUGCCUGGGCCCGCUGGAGAAAAGGGUGAUAAGGGCCCAACAGGAGUCCCAGGAUUUCCUGGUUUAGAUGGUGUGCCUGGAUAUCCUGGAAUUGAAGGGUCCAGGGGCAAACCUGGCUUGGAUGGCUGCAAUGGUUCAAGAGGAGAUCCCGGAUUUCCAGGAGAGACAGGGUGUAUUGGACCAAGAGGCUCAUUUGGUGUUCUUGGGCAAAAAGGAGAAAAAGGAAACUCUGCAUAUAUUUCAGAUUUCAUUAGAGGUGCUCCAGGAGCAAGAGGUGAACCGGGCCCCCCUGGCACACCUGGACCUAGAGGAGCUAGGGGACCAAUGGGCCGACAUGGAUUGCCAGGCCAACCAGGCUUGCAGGGAGCUACAGGCCUUCCUGGUUUGCAAGGUGAACAGGGUGAUGUUGGACCUCCUGGAUCUCCAGGACAGCCAUUGUUGGUUUGGCCGCCCAGUUCUUUCCUGGUUAAAGGAGAAAAGGGUGCACCUGGAAAUGGAGAGAAGAGUGAAAAAGGUAUUCCUGGAGUCCCUGGAAUGCAGGCCUCCCCGGUCUGCCAGGAGCAUGUGGGGAACAAGGUCCUAAAGGUUCUCAAGGGGACCCUGGUCUCCCUGGAACAGCUGAAUCAACUCCAGGAAGACCAGGGUCUCCAGGAGCACCAGGAUUACCAGGAGCACCAGGAAGACAGGGUUUGCCUGGACCACCUGGGCAAACCUGGUUCUUCUGGAAUAACUGGUGAAAAAGGAGAAAAGGGUGACCUGGCCAGAGUGAAAAUCAAAGGAAUAAAAGGAAAAAGAGGACCUCUGGGGGAUCCAGGGCUUCCAGGCCAAAAAGGUACUGCCGGCAGAGAUGGAGAUCCAGGAUUGCCUGGAGAGAGAGGAAUUCAAGGUGAUGGUGGAUCAGCACUGCCAGGUGAUAAAGGUUUUCUUGGGGCACCAGGACUUCCUGGUUCAAGAGGGCCUAUGGGACCAUCAGGUUUGGGAUUUCCUGGCCCACCGGGAAUCGGGGGUCAUCCUGGAGACCCAGGAAGUACUGGUAUAAGUGGGCUACCUGGUCAAAAGGGUCAAAAAGGUGACAUCCACUGUUAUGUUCCACCAUAUCCUGGAAGUCCAGGCCCUCCAGGUUUUCAAGGGGCUCAAGGACCAAAGGGAUUAAGAGGACCCCCUGGUCCUCCUGGGCCAAAUGGCUUUGAUGGGCAAAAGGGCCAACGAGGCAAACCAGGGACAUCAGGUGAUAUAGGGCAAAACGGCUUUCGAGGCAAUGCUGGUGAUCCAGGUAAUGAAGGUGAAAGAGGUUCUUCUCCUGACGGUGCCCCAGGUUUUCCUGGCACUCCUGGACUUGCAGGCCAGAAAGGUGUUCCAGGUGAUACCAGUUACGGUCUUCCAGGAAUUCCAGGCCACAGAGGAUUGCCAGGAUUAUCUGGUUCACAAGGAAUACGAGGUGAAUCAGGUGCUCCUGGGCCACAAGGACAGUCUGGCAGACCAGGAUUUCCAGGUGCUAAAGGUCUGAGAGGCAGAAAAGGUGAAAUAGGCGCUCCAGGCUCACCCGGUCAGCCAUGUGAUAAAGGCUUACAAGGGCCACCAGGACAGCCAGGAGUUCUUGGACAGCGAGGCCCUCCAGGCUUACCAGGUUUUAAAGGUCAGAAAGGAGACAUGGGCCCACCAGGGCCAGCUGGAAUGAAAGGCCUACCAGGAACUCCUGGUGUACCAGGGUCCCCUGGUCCUCCAGGCCCUCGAGGAUAUCCAGGGCUUCCUGGGAACGAUGGAUUACCUGGACUCCCGGGCCAACGAGCAAAGGCAUCCAAGGCAUCCAAGGUUUCCCAGGAAUCCCAGGAAAAGGAGGACAGACAGGAAUCCCGGGUGGAAAUGGUGAACAAGGAGAAAUGGGUUCAAGGGGGCCUUCUGGAGAAUGUGGGGAUGGAGGGCAAAAAGUGUGGUCAGCUAGCAUUUGUAUAUAUUAUAUUCACCGUGUUCUUCUUCAAAGGUGAAAGAGGUGCUCAAGGAGACAGUGGCUUCAUUACCUUAUGGCUGGAAAAAGGACAAAAGGGAGAACAAGGGCUUCCUGGUGAGGCUGGGUUUCCAGGGGAAACAGGUAAAAAAGGCAGUCCUGGAAUCAGAGGGAUCUCAGGAUUUCCAGGCAAAGAUGGACUCCCAGGAAUUCAGAAGGGUGAACCUGGUGAUAGUGGACAGAUUGGGUUUCCAGGGCUGCCAGGCUCCCCAGGAUCGGCAGGUUUAGGAGGAAUUAGUGGUUUUCAAGGGCAACCGGGUGACCAGGGUGAACGAGGUUUACCGGGAAUUCCUGGAUGUCCAGGACAUGAUGGUACAAAAGGACUUAAAGGACCCUGUGGAUUCCCAGGAGAGCAGGGUUUACCAGGUUUCCAAGGGGAACCUGGAAGACAAGGACCCAAGGGGAUGCCUGGAUCCCCAGGAGCAAAUGGCUUUCCAGGAUUGCCAGGAGUUCCAGGUGAACAAGGUAAUACCGGGCCUUUAGGAGCUGCAGGAUUGCCAGGAUUACCUGGUCCCCCAGGCAGGAAAGGUUUAUCAGGGUUGCCUGGAUUAGAUGGCUUGAAUGGACUGCAAGGUCAAAAGGGCUCACCAGGAGUUCCAGGUCAAAGUGAAAUAGGGCCUCCAGGAUCCACAGGAGCACCUGGACCAAAAGGAGACAAGGGUGAACCUGGACAGCCAGGAGUUUCUCUUCCAGGACCUCCUGGAGACAUGGGUUUGCCAGGACACCCAGGUAGAACAGGAGGUCCCGGGCCUGCGGGACCUGUGGGAAGAUCUCCUGAAACUGCAGCUUCUGGUCCUCCAGGUGAUCAGGGGCCACCUGGCCCACAUGGCAUCAAAGGCCUGCCUGGCCAUCCUGGCCCUCCCGGAAAGACUAUCUUUGUGAAAGGCGAUCCGGGGGAAUUUGGUGUUCCAGGUGCACCCGGUAUUCCUGGCCAGCCAGGGCAGCAAGGAGCCAAAGGCUUUCCAGGAAAUCGAGGAAGAGAAGGCCUGAAAGGUCCGAUGGGAAACCGUGGCCCCCAGGGUCCCCCUGGCCCUUUUGGGCCAUCUGGGGAUCGAGGUUUUCAAGGACAACCUGGCCCUCGAGGUCCUGAAGGAAUUCCAGGUGACCCUGGUGAACCAGGAAAACCAGAACACUCCCCAUGUCCCAAGACACCGGGUCCUCGUGGAGUAAUAGGACAAAGAGGAGCUGAAGGGUCUAUAGGAUUUCCAGGGCCAAUAGGUUACCCUGGACCCCCAGGAAGUAAAGGUGAAGAGGGGUUGUUUGGCUUGCCAGGUCAAGAUGGUUCACCUGGUCCACCAGGACCCUCAGGUAACCAAGGUGUCAUAGGAGAACGAGGAUACACUGGUCCAGAAGGUCCACCUGGCCAACCUGGGAUCCCAGGACCACCAGCGCCUGAAACUAGAGCUGCUAGUGGGUUCCUGCUCAUUCUUCACAGUCAGUCAGAUAAAGAACCGUUUUGUCCUGAGGGAAUGCCAAGAUUGUGGACAGGAUAUAGUCUGCUGUAUCUGGAAGGACAGGAGAAAGCUCAUAAUCAAGAUCUUGGUCUGGCUGGAUCCUGUCUUCCUGUAUUCAACACCAUGCCAUUUGUCUACUGCAACAUCAACCAAGUUUGUUACUAUGCCAGUCGAAAUGAUAAGUCCUACUGGCUGUCAACUGCUGCUCCUUUACCAAUGAUGCCGCUCUCUGAAGAUGAAAUACAACCCUACAUUAGCAGAUGUGCUGUAUGUGAGGCCUCAGCCCAAGCUGUAGCAGUUCAUAGCCAAGAUCAGUCCAUUCCCCCAUGCCCAUUGAACUGGAGAAGUCUUUGGAUAGGCUAUUCUUUUUUAAUGCACACUGGGUCUGGAGAUCAGGGAGGUGGACAGUCCCUUAUGUCACCUGGAAGUUGCCUUGAAGACUUUAGAUCAGCACCAUUCAUCGAAUGCCAGGGUCAGCGGGGAACAUGCCAUUUUUUUGCUAAUGAAUAUAGCUUCUGGUUAACAAUCGUCAGGCCAGAAUUGCAGUUUGUGUCUGCUCCUCUGUCAGAAACCCUUAAAGAAGGGCAGGAACAGCGCAAAAAAAUCAGCAGAUGUCAGGUCUGCAUGAAGCAUGGCUAA
Molecule: messenger RNA, 4356 nt
Organism: Emys orbicularis (European pond turtle)
Lineage: Eukaryota; Metazoa; Chordata; Testudines; Emydidae
Gene: COL4A4
Product: collagen type IV alpha 4 chain
Exons: 36
Coding region: 1-4356 (1451 amino acids)
Biological process (GO): collagen-activated tyrosine kinase receptor signaling pathway; glomerular basement membrane development
Cellular component (GO): collagen type IV trimer
Molecular function (GO): extracellular matrix structural constituent conferring tensile strength
Source: RefSeq, a predicted model, not a curated record